AUGUCUUUGAGGCGCUCAGCACGCAUCGCGAGCAGCAAUACUCUAGUAAACUCCGAGCCCAAAGCUGAAAAUGGUGUUGCAAAAUACGAAAAGGUCGCCAAACCAACUGCGACGACAAAAAAGCGCAAAACAAAAGUGAACCUCUUACCAGCCGAAGGAACCGACGAGACAGAAUCUACACCCCCAGCUACACCCCUCCCCAAGAAGAAAUAUAAAUCAGGUGCUACCGUAGAAUCACCAUUGAAACCUCCACCAUUCACACCCACCCCUUCAGCCAUCAACCUCUUGUCAACCAGCACAUCACUCCGACAACCAGAAACAGACCAUCCCCUAGAGACCCUCCUCCAGCCCCGCCCCGCAGCUCCCCAUGCCACAAACGCGCCCCUCUCCACUCCCAACGGCUCCUACACCGUCUCCGCGUACCCAACUUCCUCACCCAUUAAGCCAGAGGACCCCUCGCCAGCCAAGAAGCGCAAGGCCAAGGAGCUGGUUCCCCCGGACGUUGGCGCAAUUCCCAAUGCAAGCACGGAUGUUGAGAGAUUGCUGAAGGAUGCAGAGGAGUUUCUGGUGAAGGUGGAUCCGAAGUUGGAGGAGUUGGUGAAGAAGCAUCAUUGUAAGAUUUUCAGUCCUGAGGGGCUGAGGGAAGUGGUGGAUCCUUUUACGGCGUUGAGUUCGGGGAUUAUUGGACAGCAGGUGCUUGAUGAGUGGCAUGGCUUGAAGCAGCGAGCACACUGGAAAGCAUCUCCCUCAAACCCCGUCCAUCAGAACUGUAAAAAUAACACAUCCCCACCCCAGGUAUCCGGCCAAGCUGCCUCUUCAAUCCGCGCCAAAUUCACAGCCCUCUUCCCAACCACCCACCCGGCCUUCCCCACGCCCACCCAAGUCCUCCAGCUCCCCAUCCCCACUCUCCGCACCGCCGGCCUCUCCCAACGCAAAGCAGAAUACAUCACCGGUCUCGCCGAGAAGUUCUGCUCGGGUGAACUCACCGCGCAGAUGCUUGUCAGCGCUAGCGACGAAGAGCUGAUUGAGAAGCUGGUGGCCGUACGGGGGCUGGGACGGUGGAGUGUGGAGAUGUUUGCGUGUUUUGGGUUGAAGAGGAUGGAUGUUUUUAGUACGGGGGAUUUGGGGGUGCAACGCGGUAUGGCCGUUUACGCAGGCCGGGACGUAAACAAACUCAAGAGUAAAGGUGGAAAGUGGAAAUACAUGACCGAGCGCGAAAUGCUCGACACAGCCGCCAACUUCUCGCCUUACAGAUCACUCUUCAUGUGGUAUAUGUGGAGGAUUGCUGAUGUUGAUGUUGGUGUUAUGCGGGAGACAUGAUUCAUGCGCCGCGCGUGGGUGGGUGAGGGAACGUGACUGGGGGUUCUGUCGUGUGGAAGGUACCGUACGGUAGCUAUGUGGUAUGUGUGUGGGCGUGUGAGAGCUCAUGUGUGGGUCGAUGUGCAUGUGUGGGUCUAGAUGAGGGGCGGGGGGAGCGGUACAGAUGCUGUGAAUACCUAGACCCCGGAUCCUUUCUUCCGAAAAGAGUAGUAUGCAAUGCAUCGGGGGGCUUCUGUUUCUCCCUUGGUUCGAUUG
Molecule: messenger RNA, 1575 nt
Organism: Pyrenophora tritici-repentis Pt-1C-BFP
Lineage: Eukaryota; Fungi; Ascomycota; Dothideomycetes; Pleosporales; Pleosporaceae
Source: RefSeq, a predicted model, not a curated record